Messenger RNA from Carassius gibelio (silver crucian carp), 4161 nucleotides. Its product is annotated as actin-binding protein WASF3-like. The coding region runs from base 1768 to 3276 and encodes 502 amino acids. The transcript is spliced from 10 exons. The record is from RefSeq and is a predicted model, not a curated record. Gene Ontology annotation, cellular component: cytoskeleton; SCAR complex. Gene Ontology annotation, molecular function: Arp2/3 complex binding; protein kinase A regulatory subunit binding; actin binding. NCBI's taxonomy places the organism in Eukaryota, Metazoa, Chordata, Actinopteri, Cypriniformes, Cyprinidae. Gene Ontology annotation, biological process: positive regulation of Arp2/3 complex-mediated actin nucleation; actin cytoskeleton organization.
CUGGCGACGCUUCCAGGCAACGCGCGCGUGCAUUUUCAGCACCACCUCCGCCGUUCAUCGCACCACAACAUCGACGUGAUGCCACCGCGUAUUAACGGCAUGUGACGGCGAAUAUUUCACCGGAAAAGAACACCGAGAGGAGACAACUACAGCUAUAAAUACACCUGUUAUCAUAUCACAUGCCAGCACAGGGGUCUGGACGGAUGACGUCAGCGUUCUGGGUGAGUGACGUCAUGUCGAUCAACAGCCACAGACCGACUGAGUUCUCACACAGUUCAGCUCGUCCUAAAUUUUGUCUACGAUGCUUCUGCUGAAAUCUGAAUUUAAAAAUAGCCACAAAAUGUCACCCUUUCAGUGGAAACCCAGCUGAAGUCAUUUUUUGGUCAGUUACUGUUUUCUGUAUAAAAUCAUCAAACUUUUAUGCUUGUUAUCUCAUAAUUAGAUUUGGAGACUUUAGCCUGUAUUUCACAGAGAGGGUCACAAAAUGAUGUAAUGAUGUGAAAUCUUUGAUUAUGAGUAUCUUGGCAAAUCCGAGCAGAAUUUAAGACACUAUUGGGUUGGCUUCAUGCGUGUUAUUGCAUUAACAUGUGCUAAAGUAAACUGAUGGUGCAGCAGUCAUGUCUUGUAAACGUAUACUUCCUGAUUCCUCAUAAUAAAUUGCACCCAUAGUCUUCUGUCAAGAGCUUCAUCUUGUGGUCAAUUUAAUUAGCACUAUUAAACAUUAGCAUCUAAAAGACAUUGGUGACUAGUUCACUGAAAACAUGCACAAGCCUGAAACCAGUAAUCAAUGCUCUUAUUAAAACCCCUUUGUGAGCACCAGCUUGCAGUUUAGAGGAAUUCUGCUUAUUUUAGUGAUUAACAAACUCCAGCCUCCUGCUUAUAAGCAACAGUUGGCAAGAAAAAAGAACAUUUGGCCAUGAGGUGUAAUCUAUGUUUGUCACUUAAUGUGACAUUUCCUUAUUUCCAUGAUACUCCACAUUCUACCGAGCCUGAAACCCGGGUGCCCCGUUCCCACAGAUCUGAAAGCAGCCGCAAGCCCGGGAAUGCAGGGUUGGAUUCACUGGGAACAGAUUACGUAAAGGGUUUUUUUGGUGAAGGGGUCUUAACAUGUCUUGUCACCAGCAUAGUUGAGGCAUUGCCAUGGUUUCCUCUCAUGAAUCAGUUCCUGCCUCUGACAAUAGAGACAGGCUGUGUGUUUCAGAAAGUGAGAGAUAAUUCUUCUGUGCAGAGAAAUAAGGAUGUUUACUGAGGCCUGGUUUGAGGCAAGUAGCAAAUCUUGUUUUAUUUUCUCAUACUAAGCAGAUAUAAUACAUGCAACAUUUGUUUAUUUCUUUACAAAAUGCUCUGCUCUGUUGUUUUCUUAUAUUUGUGUUUGUAUUUCAUUCACCCAUUGACUGUUUAUUAUAUUUAUUAUAUUCUGUUGUGUUAUUUAUUCAGUUUUUCUUGUUGUUUCUGUUUGUUGUUGCACUCUGGAAAAAGAAACCUCAUUCUUGUAAAUGGAAAUAUUAGGACAUACAAUAUAUUAUCCUGAAGUUUUUGAAGUUUAAGAGAAGUAAAAAUCAGUUUAUGCAGGUGCAGAACAGAUUUAUAUUCACGUGCUUUGAAGCAAUGAAUUUGUCAAAGUAGUGUGUGGACCUCUGUUUCUCGUAAAUGCUGCCAUGUAUUGUGCAUCUUAUUUUUUUACAGACAUCGAUGUUGUGAUGUUCAAGUAAUGUGGAUUUGGAAACAGAUGUAAUUCAAGGUCGUUGUGUGUAGUUGAGCACAGCCAUGCCUCUUGUGAAGAGGACCAUCGAGCCCAAACACCUGUGCCGAGGUGCCCUGCCCGACGGGGUGAACAACGAGCUGGAAUGUGUCACAAACACUGCACUGGCGACUAUCAUCAAACAGCUGGGAGGACUCAGUCGACAUGCGGAGGACAUCUUCGGGGAGCUGUUUAACGAGGCCAACAGCUUCUACCUUCGCAUGAACAGUUUACAAGAGCGCGUCGACCUGCUGGCGGUGAAGGUCACACAACUGGACUCCACAGUGGAGGAGGUGUCCUUACAGGACAUCAACAUGCGGAAAGCAUUCAAGAGUUCCACUAUUCAGGACCAGCAGGUGGUGUCCAGAAACUCCAUCCCGAACCCUGUCAUGGAGAUGUACCAGCGCUGUGACAAACCACCUCCUCUCAACAUCCUCACGCCAUACAGGGAUGACAAAAAAGAUGGGCUCAAAUUCUACACCGAUCCAUCCUACUUUUUUAACCUUUGGAAGGAAAAGAUGCUGCAAGCCACAGAAAACAAGAGGAAGGAGAAACGACGGCAGAAGCAAGAGCAAAAGCACAUAGAGGAUCCCAGUCGCGAGGUAAAGAAAGUCCGUAAAGCUCAUAACCGGCGUCAGGAGUGGAACAUGAUGGCGUACGAUAAGGAGUUUCGUCCGGACACUCGACUAACACCGUCUCCUUACCAUGGCAUGUCCUCUGAGGGAUCUCUGUCUCCAGAUCGAUCUGGCAUGUCAGAUGAACACUCGUAUCCAGCGAGUCCCAGUCACCCGCAGGAAGCAGGUGCAGCAGGGGCUGAUGGGAAGGACACAGGCCCCACACAGACUCAAUCCCUGGACCGAGCGUAUCGGCCCCAAGCCUCGUCCACCGCCGCUGCACCUCGACAGCACUCUCUAGGACGCGUCCAGACCCACCACGGACCCCCAGCGGCAGACUCGUCCCUCAACGGACCCCGGCCAACAGCUGCCAAAGAAUACAGGGGCCAUCAAAUCCUGGAGCAUUUCGUCCCGCCUGCCCCUCCUCCACCCCCUCCCCUCAUUCCUUCCUCCCAGACCGCCUUUGACAGCACGUCUGGACCUCCGUCACUGGCUCCGGGGACAGUGGUGUCCCUCUCACGGCCCUACAUCCCAUCUCCUCCUACAGCUCCUCCUUCAGCCUACACUGCUUCACCUUCACAUGCUGUAAUGGGCGGCCCGCCGGUGGCCCCGCCCCCUCCUCCACCAGGACACCCCACCCACACCCCAUCCCCAUCCCGAAUAACACACCCAUCUGGAGAGUCUACUCUUCCCAGGAAGGGCCAGGUGCCUCUCAUCCCCGUGAGUGAUGCCCGGAGCGACCUGCUGGCCGCCAUCCGCAGAGGUUUCCAGCUUCGUAAGGUGCAAGAGCAGAGAGAACAGGAAGCCAAAAAAGAGCCAGUGGGUAACGACGUGGCCACCAUCCUGUCCCGACGCAUCGCUGUAGAGUACAGUGAAUCAGACGAGGACUCUGAGCCGGAGGAGAACGAGUGGUCCGACUGAACCUGAGGAGGCGAGAUCUGCGACCGUAGUGCUGCUAUUUUCCAUUCCUGCACAGAGUACACACUCCUCAUUAGAUCAGAGGGACAUCGGAUGGGGCUAGCGACGAGAUCAUGACAGAGAGGGAAGGAAACAGAAUUAGUGCAAUGCAAGGAGAAGGACACAAGGGCAGGUGCACAAAUAAACAGAUGACAAGGUGAGGUAAGCACAGGAACCGUUAGAAUACAGUUGGUCUAAUUAUCAUAAUGUACAUUCAACAUGCUAGCAUUUCUUUAAGAGUCACCAAGAAAAUGCUUAAAAACGAUGGUCAACAGUGAUAUUAGCACUUUAGCACUAAUUUUAUGUUACAGAUCAUUGCCACAGUGUUGUUACACACACAUAUGUCAUGAAAUCUCUGGCUUGCUUCACUUGAGAUGCCCUGAAUACAGUAUGGACAAUCAGGUCAUCGCUAUCAAAGUAUUUCUCCUUCAAUAUUACAACUCUCCAUUAUCCAAAACUAUCACUUUGUUCAACUGUGGACAGUGUUGUGAUGAAUAUUUAUACCCCAGUGAGUACAUUUCUUGAUGCUCUUGUUGGUUGCUUUUUUAUUUCUUUAUUUCACAAUGUGGCCAAUAAUUUAUUACUGCUUUAACUGUUUACUAAUCGUGUGUGUGUGUGUGUGUGUGUGUGUGUGUGUGUGUGUGUGUGUGUACCUCAGUUUGUAACAAUACUCUAUAACUUACAAGUACUGUAUCAUUAAUGUGUUUUACAAUUUAUUGUUGUAUAGAUUUUUGUAACACUGCUGAAAAGAAGAAAAAGGCAACCUUAUGUUUAAGCUAUCAUGUUGUAGUAAUAUAGCCUGAUAUGCAUGUAUGAAUAAUAAAUUAAAUAAAAAUAAAUAUACUUAAA